CAUAAAGAUGGCACUUUACUUUUAUAAUUUGCCAAAAUGGAUGGAAACUUUCAACUGGCUGUCAGAGACUGAGCUUCAACAACAACAAGAUGAACAUUUGAAGGGCAUUGUUAAAAGAAGUACUAAGUACUGUAACACUGUAGCAUGGGCCUGGGUCAUUGGAAGCUAUUCAACAUGGACAUUCAAUUACGGGGAAAAUUUAUUGAUGGUUAUAGUUCAAAUUGAAACAUUGCACGAAAUUGAUCCGACCUACAUUACGUUUUAUUUGCUCUGGCCUACGGAACCUGCUACCGGAAGCACACAAAAAAGAUUGAACAAAAUAAUGUCGCCCAUUCUCUUCAUGUAUUUGCUGAUUGCAUCUAUAAAUAUGAGUCUUAUACUAUUUAGUUUGGCAAACCUCAAAAAAUCAUCGAAGAUUGCGUCGCAAGUGCUAGUUGUAUCAUUAGUGGUUGAAGCUUUUUAUUACUAUUGGCAUGGACAUCAAGUAAUGCAUCAGAGCGAGAAUAUAAGCGCAGCGGUAUACGACUCUGACUGGGUGGAUAAGAGCCCUAAAAUUCGUCGACUUGUCUACAUCAUGUCUUCGACGGUCAACAGGAAAUUCGUUUAUAACGCCGGCCCUUUCAAUGAAGUCACAGUUAUUACUUUUAUCCAGAUCGUGAAGGUUACGGUCAGCUUUUACAAAUUAAUGUGCACAACGACAUUGUCCGACGCAGGCUCUUAAUUUUUUUCUUUUGUAAUUCUUUCAUUAAUCUUGAUUUUAGGCAUUGAAAUAUUUAGAUUUACAAGCACAUUAUAUGCACAGUUUACACAAAAAGUAGAUUUGUUAACUUUAUACCUACAUAGAGAAAGAUUCUCUUAGCGACAUCUUUUUCACGCAUCAGUAUCACCGAAGAACAUAAUAAGAAUGAAUAUCACAAUAAAUAAAUUUCACUUACGUAAAACCUGUUUGUAUUGUAAUUUUUUUUUAUCCUUAUAAACAGAGGCUAUGCUAGGCUUCUUAAUGUAAUUUUAAUAUAGGAAUUUGUAUUGUACCUUAUAUUAUAUCAUAAGAUUUUUGUAAAUGAAAAUGAAAUAAUUUUACUAAUAGUAGUGAAAGUAUCAUCUCAUAUUUUUUUUCAAGCUUGAUUAACCCUACUCGUGGCCAAUAUGCGAAGUUGAAUUGAAUUUACUUUUUUCAUAAUAACAAUAAUUUUUACUUGUUGGUAGAUCAUACUCUCACCCCCGAAUUCGUACAGCUUUUGAUCAUUUAAAAAAAGGUUUACUAAUGUUUCAGACUUUUUU
Molecule: messenger RNA, 1281 nt
Organism: Plutella xylostella (diamondback moth)
Lineage: Eukaryota; Metazoa; Arthropoda; Insecta; Lepidoptera; Plutellidae
Source: RefSeq, a predicted model, not a curated record